UCGUGCUAUUAGCGGAACAGGAUCCAGUUGUUAACAGAACCGUGUAGCUAAAUCGACUUCGAUAUGUAGCAUUUUUCACGUUUAUUGGAUCAAAGAGAAUCUUGACUUGAGAACUCAAUAACCCUAUUUUCUUUGUAUAUUUCAGAAAAGUAAUUUCAAGCGUUAACAUCCAUUAGAAUUAUCCCACUGAACGACAAUUUAACAAAAGGAAUCCGCUCCGUCACCAUGGUUCAAACCUUUGUGUAUCCAGUCGUAGCACAUUAGGUUUCUUUGUUCACGCAUAAAUUACUCGUGAAUCGAUCGGCAAAAUCAUGCAAAUUUAGAGCGAAUGCUUCAAGUCACUGGUUUAAUUAGUUUCACAUCGAUGCACUAUUUUUUAGAAACGGCUAAGAGUAAAUCUCAAUCGCAGCUCUUUGGGGCUUGUCACAACACUCUUCGAAAUCCAAGGAGUAGAUUCUCGUAUCUUGUCGCUCAAGAGAAAUAUCUUGUCGAUUAAGAUAACUGAGAUGGAUUCAUCAGAGAAUAUUUCAAACGUAACCCCAAAUGCACUUCAAACCGCGGAACCUACAUCCGCGACUAAAAUUAGCCCGGAAGCAACAAAUAUCGUAGCAGCUUUGUUCGUUGCGGUGCAGAUACCAGUUGCCCUUGGAGGAAACUUCAUCGUCAUUGCAAGCUUUUACACGUUUAGGGACCUGCGCACAAAGUGCAACUUUUUCAUCAUCUCUUUAGCAAUCAGCGAUCUUCUGGUUGCGUUCAUCGCCAUGCCUUUUUGGUUAACUCUCCAAAUAACCCAGAAUGUAUGGAUUUACGGUGACAUGCUAAAACAAUUUUGGGACUGCAUGGACAUUCUGUGCGGAACAGCGUCUAUAAUGAAUUUGACUGCGGUCAGCUUUGAUCGACAGUUGGCGAUCACGUCUCCGUUUCUUUAUCCUAAAGUCUUGACGACCCGGCGUGUCAUCUGUCUCAUAUGCUUUGUGUGGUGUUAUGCUGCCACCAUUUCAUGCUUGGUUCUUAUUUCAAGCAAUGAGCACCAAUGGCCGUAUCCCAAUUAUCUGUGGUUCGUAUCCGUACUGAGUUUCUUUCUCCCUUUAGCGAUUAUGCUGGUUAUGUACGCUCGGAUUUACUUAGUGGCACGUUACCAAGCCAGACAAAUAGGAAGAAACUACGCCACAGAUAUCAAAGCCGCAAAAACGAUUGCGGUUGUGAUUGGUGGAUUUGUCAUCUGCUGGCUCCCGUUCUUUACAGUUGUUUUAUCUUAUGCAAAUCGCACAAAUAUUCCUAUCAGUUUCCUUAACGUAGCCAAGUGGUUAGAAUACUUAAAUAGCUGUCUGAAUCCAGUUAUUUAUACCUGUUUAAACCGCACUUAUCGGAGUGCUUUUAAAAAAUUGCUUCGUCGUUGUCGCUUAAAAAUUAAGAAAGAUCAAAGAGAGCAGUCAAAGAGCAACACCAUGUUAACCGUUUCGCCCAUCGUUUCGAUGGACGAAACACAAGCGCCGUUAACUGUUGUGAGACGAGAAUGUUUUUCUAAUCAAAACGAAGCCAAAAGAAUAAGUGUUGGGACAAGUGAUGAUGUAGUUGAAAAUUUUCCACUUAAAGAAACUGGCCCUACCCAAGUAUGGCAAUCCGAAUGAUGGUGCAACCUUCGAUAGUCCUUUUAUCUAAACUAAACAUGGGUACAACUGUGAUGUGUCGAGUGGAAAAUUUAUGAACUAAUGGCAACUAUGGGAAAUUUGGAAAACUAAAGAAUACGGCUGUGGUUCUCAAGCAUUGUUAUCCUCUCCAAAUGAAUUGAAGUUUUAUCUUUAGAAGCCUUAAAAACUUAUUUCAAUAUUCUAGCAAUCUUCUACUUUGACUUCGUUUACUACUUCCUAAUUAUGAAUAACCAGCUCGAUCAUGAUUAAAGCUUGAAGAAGACGGUGACACGUCAUCCUAGUAAUUGGACAACGCGAUAGGACUGCAUUAAAGACUGCUAUAGAGUCAUGAGAAAGCUAAAAAGGUAACUGAUAAUGAGGAUACGCAAACUUUGUUUACUUUCGCAGAUAUGACCGAGUACCGAAAAGAAUUACAAACAAACAGCUGGCACUUUUAUUACAUGGACUUAACUAGAUAAAUAACGAAAUUUCCCUAUGCUUCCACUCAUUUGUGAACAAAAAUGCACUGGCUAUGGUAAGCCUUCACGAAAAGAAAGAAAAGCACUCAGACAACAUCAUUAAGGAAACGGGAAAGCACUCAGAUAACAUCAUUAAGAAAACGGGAAAGACUGAAAAGAGCAAAAUUCAAGGUAUAAACUAGGAACACACAGAGCGGUUCACCAAAACUUUUUCUCAAAGGUCUGGCCUACCGAGUGGUAUACGGGAAGUUCGUCCUCAGAAAGACAGAAAACAAUCCUAAUCUAAGUCUUGUAAAUGCUGUUACAGCAAUAGUUUUUACAUGUAAUCCAUCUCUCUUAUUUCAAGAGAAUUUCUAACUGAUUAAGCUCAAUACAGUCAGAAUGCUCCACUGCAUAUCGUUAGGCAAUCGUUAAGUUUCUCAAUAGACUGAGUGAAUAUUAAUAUUAUAUGUAGAGGAAAUGAACUUUAUACUGGUAAUGUAUGAUAUCGUCAUUUCAUGUUUUGCCUAGAGAGGUGUGUGUGUCAGUUUCUUCAUCUUGUUUGCUAGGAGAAGGAGCGAUCCGACUUGGAUCACUGCAAAUGAUGAAUUUCUCAGCGCUGAAAACUAACCAAGUCAGUCUCGACUCUUACUGAAGCGAAAUCUUUGCAUGUUGCAAUAUAAUAAGUCCUUAUUGAGCAAGCUUGUACGGACUUCAACUUCGUUUCGGUCCAUAACAACGCAAAAAAAAAAAAACCUAACCAAGAAUAACAGUAUUUCAAAUAAGGUAGUUUUGUUUUAUUAACCGAGUUGAUAAUGCUCAAAAGUUUCAAAACUGACGUU
Molecule: messenger RNA, 2931 nt
Organism: Stylophora pistillata
Lineage: Eukaryota; Metazoa; Cnidaria; Anthozoa; Scleractinia; Pocilloporidae
Product: alpha-1B adrenergic receptor
Biological process (GO): adenylate cyclase-activating adrenergic receptor signaling pathway; positive regulation of MAPK cascade
Cellular component (GO): plasma membrane
Molecular function (GO): G protein-coupled receptor activity
Source: RefSeq, a predicted model, not a curated record